Molecule: messenger RNA, 4314 nt
Organism: Pecten maximus
Lineage: Eukaryota; Metazoa; Mollusca; Bivalvia; Pectinida; Pectinidae
Exons: 13
Coding region: 268-3123 (951 amino acids)
Source: RefSeq, a predicted model, not a curated record
UUGCCUGUCAGGAAAACAUCCGGGGACUUUUGAUGCCGCAAGAAGAAGAUGCCGACGAUUGAAAACCGUUUGGAGAAGAAAGAUUGAGAUCAUCAGGUGACCUUUGAACUUGGAGGAGAGUUGUGAUAUAAUAAGAAAAAAAUAUAUCACAGUGCCACCUUGUGUUGAGAUACAGGAACAAUUUCAGGUUCAGCUACAGUGGAAGUGAAGUCGGGGUUGCCAUCUGGUGUGUGAAUCUUUCAAGAAGAACAGAAAUAAAGCUGUACCAUGGUUGGACAGAGGGGAAACCGUGGUGGUGGACGAGGGGGAUCCUGGGGAAUGGAAACAGACAUGGGAGCUGUGGGUGGAAGCAUGUUGGGAGGAUACAACUCCCAGAUGCAGGAUGAUACUGGAUUGUAUGGUCAGGGAGGGAAAAAACGCACCUAUAAUGAGUCCCAAGAUGGCUACUCCGUGCCUAAUUAUUACGAAAACAGUUCUACUGAUCCAUAUUAUCGUGGAUUGGAUCCUCCUUCAUCACGAUUUGUUAAGACUGAGACUACGCAGCAGCCAGACCAAUAUGCAUCCUACUAUGAGAAUUGGGACUCCGGCUAUUACAACCAGGGUAACAAUUCCCAGUCUGGUGGCUACUCGGACUAUAAUGCUUCCCAGCAACAGUCAUCUGGAGGAUACAAUCAGUCUUCAGAUUUCUCUCAAGAUAUUGACUUCCCCUCCAAGUCCAACUUCAGCAAAGUCUAUAAUAAGAACCAACAAACCUGGAGCAAGCGAGGUGGUGGGGGUCGAGGAGGUAGAGGGCAGCAGCAACAGCAGUCAUGGGGGCGAGGCCAGGGGAUGCGUGGAGGCCGGGGAAAUAACCGAGGAAAUCAAGGCGGAAUGAUGGGCAAGAGAGGCCAACAAAAGCCUGGUUUCCCUCCUCAGAAAGCAUUUACUGGGCCCAUGCGUGGAAAUAAACGAGGGCGUGGAGGUAGAGGGGGAAAUGCUAUGGUGCCUCCCAUUCACAGUCUAGCCAAAGUUUCUGUCCCGGAUGUCUCAAAGAUGUCCAUCGCAGAGAAGAUCAGGCGGUUCUGUCUCUACCUGCAGGCAGAAACCAAUAAGGUCAAUUCCAUACAGACAAUAGAGAAUGCAUUGACAGGGAGUAAGCUAGGCCUGAAGACAGAGUAUGAGGUAGAAGAGUUGAUGCGUGUAGCUGGUCGUUGGAUGUAUACUGGCUACCUAAAACUGGACGGCAUCUUUUUGACACGCUCAGUUGGAGCCAACAAAAAGGAGGUCAAGCAUGACGUGUACACAAAAGGUCUGGAACUUCUCAAAACAAAGACUGUUGCUGAAGUAUUUGCUCUCAAGGAUCCAGGAGUGGAGGCAAUCAGAUCUGAGCUUACCAACAGUCUUGAGGUGAAGAAGGAAGGUCUAGGGAAGACAGAAUCUUUACAGGUAGCCAAGCAGGCUAUGGAAGAGAUGACCAACACAUUCAGUACCAAACAUGAUGGCUUUGAUAAGUUGAUGACAUAUCUGCGCCAAAGCUCCAAUCUGCCUGAGUCACAGAUCUCCUGUAUUGAGCAGGGUAUAUCAGCAUCUCAUUGUGGGCUCACACACUCGUUUGAUGGCCAGAUGGUGCGACUUCCUACUGGUAAACUCUUCUUCAGAGGUACACUAACGAUCGCUGAAGUUGUAAUUGCCGUUGGAACAGGCUACAAGAAAAAGGAUGCCAAGGUACAGACAUACGAAAGAGCUUUGGAGGCCCUGAGGACGAAGACGAUGGUCCAGAUCCUUAAGAGUGUACCAGAGGCAGAGACAGGGACUGGAGUUGUCCAGGAGAAGGUGCCACCAGUUCCAGAGAAGGAUCGUAGUAGCCAGACACUUCUGGAGAAGAUGACUGAGAUCACACAACUCAUUAAGGAGGCACAGUUCCGAGAAAACAACAUCAAUUAUCUGGAUGUUACUGCCAUACACCUAGGCUUUACUCCAACCUGUAUAUACAGAAAACUUGAGGCUGAAGGCAACAAGACCAUGAUCUCCUGUGAGCUGUACCUGGACAGCAUACUGAUAUCAACAGGUGAGGCUGAACGCCGCAAGGAAGCCCAGGUAGAGACCUACAACAAUGCCUGGGAUGUUCUCUGUACUACAGCACCUGACUACAUCCUGAAGGAACACAAACGCCUCAAACCGGGAGAGCAGGACGACCCCAGCGUGAUGGAUGUGUGGGUCAAAGGCUCAGGUAAACCUAAUGCUAAUACCAACAUGCCAGGGCUCAAACGUAACAAGAUGGAUCCCAAUGAGGCUUGGAAAACUGUAGAGGUGAUUGUGUUAAUGGAGCAUGAGGACUGGAGUUUUGAUCGUCAGAGGCAGGCCUUCUGUAUACUGAACUACAGCUCUACCUUAAAUGGCAUGCUACUACAGUGGCAGACCGAGCAUGAUGGCAACAUGUUCAAGUCCACAAUAAACCUACAACACAAGAAUAUUGGGGAGGCCUCGGCUCUGGGAAAAAAUACAUCCAGGAACCUUGCUGCUGCAUGUGCUCUCUUCAAAUUAUAUGAAACACAGGAUGUCAUCAGGAUUUCACGACGAGAUGAUACAAAAUUAUGGGUGGAAUACUCAGAGAUUAAAAAGAAGGCAGAAGCUCUGCGAGUGGCAAAUGGGGCUCCAAAGGAAGAGGAAGUGGAUACUCCUGUAACUACUGUCACACAAGGAGAGGGGGAAGAAAAGCCAUCUGUCCCUGCCAACAAGUGGGUCAUCCAGGUGGCUGAACAGAUGAUCACACAGCACAUUGCCAAACAGACACUCGAGGAACUCAUCUUUGGGCCAGGUAUGCCAUUCAGCGAAAGUAAAGAGGUACGACAAAUUGCAAGGAACAUGGAUCUGAAACAUGACAUCCGCCAACUGGAAGGCCAGUCAUUUCUCAUCAUACAUAAGAGGACAACUCCACAGGAAAUGGUCAAGGUACUUCGGGCCAACAACUCCCAAAGUGGCAAGUACUCUCUUGUGGACAAGACCACACUGCCAACUUACCAGGAACUCCUUCCAGAGAUAGAAAAACAUGAGGCCAUGAGGAACACUGGCAACACCGAGGGUACAAACAAGAAGAAAAUUAAAAAAGAUAACGUACCGGUAACAGAUGAGCAAUUAAAUUGACAAUGAAACUCUAGUUUAAGGAUAAAUUAUUUGUAAACAACAGAAAAGGAUCAAAAUAUAAUUCAGUUUAAUUCUGCUUAACAUUGUUGACAUUGGAAAUGUCUGAUGUUUGACUCAAUAUGAAAUGCCAGUUCUGUAAUCUCUGAUAUUCGAUAAGAAUGAGAUUUUGAGCAACAUUUCAUGAUGGAUUUAAGUAGAAUGAAAAGUUGUAUGACUUGAUACCUGACUCCCACCAUCCACAUCAGUUACUUUCAGUCUUCUACGGUACAAUUUAUUUUUGAAUAUCCUUUGCAAGUUGAUAUAAAAUACUUUAAUCAUCCUUUAGUAUCCUUUCAUUGGAAGUCUUUUGAGCCAACAGUUGAUGGAAAGAUUGUAGGAGUUUGUUUGGGUCUUGCAUACUAUCAUGUUCUGUAGCUCCUGUUCAUCUUCUUAUGGCUGAUGUCCUUGUAAUGUCCUGUCCAGGCUGUAACUUUUAAACUAUUAAGAUAGCAUGAAUGCAAUGAUAUUUAUAGGUCAAAGGUCAAACAGGUGCAAAAGUUUUCCAUAAAAUUUUGUUUGGGCUGUAAAUUUUUGUGAAUUUUUAAGAUUCCUUAAAGGAAUAUAUUUUGUACCUGUAUUAUUUAAAGGUGUCUAUUACGGUCAUGUUGAUAGGGUAUAUCAAUUGCACAAAUCUAGUUUAACUGAGAUGUGUUGUUGAAAUAACAGUUUGGUGGGGGAGUAAUAUAUUAUUUGGAUAUUUGUUUCUCUUUGUCUAGUUGUGAUCAAGACUGGUAGACUUGCUCGUCACACACAGUUUGUACAGUUUGUUGUACAUGAUUAGUAUUACCAUGCCACAGAGCUUGUCAUACAUACAUGCAUGUAAUUCGUGCUGUCAAAGUAAAACUAUAACACUGUAAAUGAUCAUAUUUUAGUGGUUAUCUUAUUUUAGCGGUAAUCAUGCUAGAAGUAUUGCACUGAAUUAUGAUUGCAUGUAUUACACUUCAAAUAAACCAUUUCUAUAGCAGAAAAUGCAGGUGAACAAUUCAUACAAUGCGCUAAUUUCAGAAAAUUUCAUAAUGUGCUAAAAUUUGAAUGCGGCAAAUUUAUUAUAUUUACGAUAUGUAUGGUUAUAAUAUAUUGUACUAAGCUUCUGUUUUAAACAUUAUUUUAUUAUAUAAACUGUACUGUAAGAUUUUUGAUAAUAAAUGAAUG